Quercus lobata is the source of this 1514-nucleotide messenger RNA. Its product is annotated as GTP-binding protein SAR1A-like. Lineage: Eukaryota; Viridiplantae; Streptophyta; Magnoliopsida; Fagales; Fagaceae. Gene Ontology annotation, biological process: intracellular protein transport. The transcript is spliced from 4 exons. The record is from RefSeq and is a predicted model, not a curated record. The coding region runs from base 120 to 950 and encodes 276 amino acids. Gene Ontology annotation, molecular function: GTPase activity; GTP binding.
AUGGAAAUCAUUUUUUUUCAAAAUAACUCUUUUUCCAAAAUUCUUGUGUUUCUAUAGAUGGUUGUUUUCGCCAAAGCACCAUACGUGUGAAAAGGUUCCUGUGUGACCGUGUGAAAGGAAUGAUCUCCACUGGUUCCUUCUCUUCCCCCCCAUUUCCAAAUUCUCUCUCUCUGCUCUCUCUCUCUCUCUCUCUCACGCGCAGAGAAACCCAAAAACCAGAAAAGAAAAGCAUGAAGAUGGUGGGUUUGCAAAACUGGGCUCAACCUCCGCAAUUUAUUUCAUUUAAAUUGCUCAUGAGUUGGUACUUUAAUUUCUUCAAUGAAGUCAGGCCUUUCUUUUUAUUGAACUUCCUGGGUCUAUUAUCCUCCUAUUUGUUGGUUAUUGAGUUGUGCAAAUUUUAUUCCAAAAUUCCAAAGACGGCAAGUCUGUUGAUCCUAGUCAGGGAUGGGAUCUACAAACCGACAGGGAUUCUGAAUCUCUCAGAUGACAAUGAGAGAAUAGUUGCUAAUGAGACACCACCAUAUUCACAGGUGUCUAGCAUUUGGAGAAUCAUCAAGUUCAACGUAUCUUAUUUUGGAGAACUUCGGACAGCUUGUAGAGUUUGGAAAGACUACUGUGCCACGAGGGAUGCAGUAGUGUACAUUGUGAAUGCUGAUACCAGGAGGAACAUGGAGCAAGUUUUGGAGGCAAGAAGAGAGCUACAUGCUCUACUCUCUGAUGAAGAAUUUGCAAUUGUUCCGCUGCUUAUAUUUUGCAUGACUGAAGAACCUUCUUCUGCAUCAGAAAAUGAAUUGUGUUCCCUCUUGGGCCUGUCAGACAAAACCACAGGGAAGGGUAGGGUAACGCUGUCAGGCAAUGCCCGUCCCCUUGAAGUUUUUAUGGUUGAACCUCACAACUUAAAUCAGUAUCUAAAUGCUAUCGAGUGGCUAUCUCAGUACGUCAAGAAGUAGGCAUUAGAAGUGAAGACUGUUUCAAGUAGAGAUUCUGGGUGCACUGUCAGUUAAAUUCUUGAUAUAUUAUUCUUGAUUUUUGAUUGCCUGCUGUAACAAAUACAACAUGAGAUCCAUACUAAGGAACUCUCUACAUUAUUAUUAUUAUUUUAAAUAGAAAACACACAAACUUCAUUAAUAAAUCAAAGCAAAAGAUACAUCAUGGAAAAGAGCCUGUUCACUAAAAACUCAAAGAUGCCUAAAGCAUGUUUAGUACUUUAGUUAACAGGUGAACAUGCAAUAUUGCCAUUCCUACGAACAUGAGAAAAUAAAACAUUACGAAAUUCAUAGGAAGUAGCUUGCACCCUGUAAAUCAAAGAAGCAAUCGAAGGAGCAUGUGAAUUUUCAUGAAGAGCUUGAAUGAUAGUAAGAGAGUCCCCUCCAUAUCUUUAGCAAACACCAAACCAGAUUCAAAGGCCUUCUCUUCAACUUCAAUAGCUCCCAAAGAAUACCGAAAUUUCUUGCUAAGACCUGUAAUAAAGUUUCCCACAUGGUCUCAGAUAACAACCCAAGUCCAACUUCUUU